CCGUAAUGUUUUACGGAGUAUAUUACGUAGUAUAUCUUAGCUCAAAAAAUAAUCUUGAGCUAAGAGCCUAAGAUCAUUUCUGGAAUUCUAUUCUAUUUUUCGUCUGUCCACAAAUGUGAUUAGAAGUAUUUCUCGUAUUUUUGGAAGUGUCAACUGCCAACUCAGUCCAGACCGAGAGAUAUCGACAUAGAAACUCGCCCAACUCACUGAGACGCGACUCGCUUGUGUAACCAAAGUCUUCCAUGGAUCGAGUUCUGAAAGCUGCGAGGACCUCUGGUUCACUCAAUUUAUCCAACCGGGCUCUCAGGGAAGUGCCAGGUGAGGUUUACCAAAGUCUGGAUGCAGUUGGUGGGGAGGAGAAAUGGUGGGAGGCAGUGGAAUUGCAGAAGUUGAUUUUGGCUCAUAAUGAUAUUCAAACAUUGAAAGAAGACAUCCGGAAUUUGCCUCUCUUGUCAGUGCUGAAUGUUAGUCACAAUAAGCUUUCAUGUCUUCCAACUGCUAUAGGAGAGCUUCCGAUGCUUAAGUCAUUGGAUGUGUCGUUUAACUUGAUCCAGAGUAUUCCAGAAGAAAUUGGAGCAGCAACCGCGCUAGUCAAGUUUGAUUGCUCAAACAACCAACUGAAUGAUCUUCCUGAUUCUCUUGGAAGAUGUUCAAAUUUAGCUGAGCUCAAGGCCUCAAACAAUAGCAUUUCUAGAUUGCCAGAAGAGGUUGCCAACUGUACAAAAUUAAUGAAGUUGGAAGUGGAGGGAAACAGGCUAUCAGUGUUAUCCGACAGUUUGUUUUCAUCAUGCAUAAUGCUUACGGAACUGAAUGCAUCUAAGAACUUGCUGAAAGGAAUUCCAGAAAACAUUGGAAACCUUAAACGAUUGAUUCGCCUGGAUGUCCAUCAAAACAGAAUUUCAUCAAUCCCAUCAUCGAUAAAGGGAUGUUCCUCUCUUUUGGAGUUUUAUCUAGGGGAUAAUGCUCUUACUUCAUUACCAGCAGAGAUAGGAGAACUGACUCAAUUGGGAUCACUUGAUCUGCACUCUAAUCAGUUAAUGGAGUAUCCAGUGGAGGCAUGUAAACUGCACCUGUCAGUCCUGGACCUGUCCAACAAUUCAUUGUCCGGUUUACCUCUUGAAAUCGGACUAAUGACAACUUUGCGAAAGCUUUUACUUGCUGGUAAUCCAAUGCGAACACUUCGGAGCUCAUUGGUGAAUGGACCUACACCAGCUUUACUAAAAUACCUUCGAAGUAGACUUCCAACCAAUGAAGACUUUGCUGCGAAAACACCUACAAAAGAUGAUGUGAUAUCGAUGGCUAGAAGAAUGUCCCUUACUUCAAAGGAAAUUUCUUUAGUAAAGCUUGGUUUGACAGCUGUCCCAUCUGAUGUUUGGGAAUCCAAUGAUAUCACCAAAGUUGAUCUUUCUGAGAACUCAAUAGAAGAGCUACCAAUUGAAAUUUCCUCUUGUGUUUCCCUUGUGGCUUUAAUUUUAUCAAAGAACAAGAUACAAAACUGGCCUAGUUCAAUCUUGAUGUCACUGUCCAGACUUGCAUGUUUGAAAUUGGAUAACAAUCCUCUAAGACAGAUACCAUCAGAUGGCUUCCAAGCUGUGGCAAAGCUUCAAAUUCUAGAUCUAACUGGUAAUAUAGGCUCUCUACCAGAAAAUCCAGCAUUCUCUUGCAUGCCAGACUUGCAGGAGCUUUAUCUGAGAAGGAUGUGUAUAUCUGUUGUUCCAUCUGAUAUAAUGAGCUUGAAGUGUUUAAGAAUUCUUGAUUUGAGCCAAAAUGCCCUUCAGUCAAUUCCUCAGGGAAUGAAAGAUUUGAGUUCUCUUACAGAGCUGGACCUUUCAGACAAUAAUAUUUCUACUCUUCCACCGGAGCUGGGCUUACUGGAGCCUUGCUUGCAAGUAUUGAAAAUAGAGGGCAAUCCAUUGCGGAGCAUCAGAAGGACUAUUUUGGAUCGAGGAACAAAAACUAUUUUGAAAUACUUGCAGGACAAAAUUGUACAGCAUUAACAAUUCUAAUUUGGUUGAGAUCCUUGUUUAGCUUUACCUUUUGGAUAUAAGGGUGGAAAAAGCCCUUUGUAGCUAUAGCUUAUAAUCUUUUAGGACCGUGUUUCAUGUUUCAUUGUUUCAUUUUUUGACUGGCAAAUGAAGUAAAAAUAUUGUGUGUUUGAGAUUGUCCGAAAGACACCCAUGGUAUAA
Messenger RNA from Cuscuta epithymum, 2186 nucleotides. The record is from the annotation of a GenBank genome assembly. Lineage: Eukaryota; Viridiplantae; Streptophyta; Magnoliopsida; Solanales; Convolvulaceae.